This is a messenger RNA of Parascedosporium putredinis, 717 nucleotides long. The record is from the annotation of a GenBank genome assembly. NCBI's taxonomy places the organism in Eukaryota, Fungi, Ascomycota, Sordariomycetes, Microascales, Microascaceae.
AUGCCGCGCGGAUUCGCCGCCUGCGUCGAAGUGACGCCAGCCUGUCCCGUCGAAGCCACGACGUACGGCUACUAUCCCGCGCUGGGGACCAACGCCGCGCUCCUCGCCUUCAACGCCCUCUUCUGCCUCGGCCAAAUCGCCAUCGGCCUCAAGACCAAAGUCUACUUUUACUCCUUCGCCAUCGCCGCGGGGUGUCUCCUCGAGGCACUGGGCUACGCGGGGCGCAUCAUCAUGCACGACAAUCCCUGGAGCGACUCCGGCAUGCGCCUGCAAAUCGUGUGCCUCAUCAUCGGACCCUCCUUCAUCGCCGGAGGCAUCUACCUGACCCUUAAACAUUUUAUCCGCCUCAACGGACCCGAGCAUUCGCGGCUCAAGCCAGAGCUCUAUACUUGGAUCUUUAUCGGUUGUGAUAUUGGCUCCAUCUGCCUGCAGGCCAUCGGUGGUGGGCUCGCCGGAGCGGCCAAGGAUAAUUUGAAGCUCCUCAAGACUGGCAACAACAUCAUUAUCGCCGGUAUCGCUUUCCAGGUAGUUACCAUGGUCUUUUGUGGCGUCCUCACUGCCGAUUACAGCAUUCGGCGGUACCGCAACCGGUCCUCCAAGUCAGCCUCCAAGGGCAGGACUGUGGAUUCCAAGGCCGUCAUGUUCCAGAUGGGAGUAGCGUUUGCCUACUUGACGGUACUCAUCCGAUGCAUCUACCGGUACGUUGACAGCGCAUAA